AUGGCAUCCAAUAACUCGUUUCUAUGGCAAUCUAAUUUCAGAAUCAUUAAUGACAGGGUCAUUUUAGUUCAGGUUUUGAUAUGUGUUUUUCUCUGCAUAAACCUGUUUCUGAUCACAACUUUUUUUCUGAAGGAUUACUUUCACACAACCAUGCGCUACGUCUUAUUUGUUGUAACACUGUUUUCUGACUGUCUGUUUCUGAUAAUGACAGAUAUGCUGCUUAUUUUGAACUACUUUAGUUUAACCAUUCAAAUGUGGCUGUGUCUUAUUAUCUACAUUAUUUUGUCUGUGUACACGCUUGUCACACCGCUCACUCUCACUGCAAUGGUUCUGGAGCGCUAUGUGGCAAUCUGCAUGCCCCUGCGACAUGCAGAGCUGUGCACCACACACAAAACUGUCCACCUCAUCCUCAUCAUUCACAGUCUCAGCUCAGUUCCCUCUAUUGUUAUUAUCUCUAUCUUUUUUGCAACAGCAUCUCUCACUCUCUACACCACAGGCAGAACAUGCUCUGCAGAGAUGUUCAGUACGUACCAAUGGCAGGAACAUCUGCGAUCGGCUAUAAGUCAGUUUUACUUCAUGAUCAUGUGCAUGAUAAUAAUUUUCUCGUAUGUUCAAAUAAUGAAAGUGGCCAAAGCUGCGUCGGGGAACAAUAAAAAAUCAACAUGGAGAGGUCUCAGAACAGUGAUUCUUCAUGCUUUCCAGCUGCUGCUUUGUCUCAUCCAGCUGUGGUGUCCCUUCAUUGAAAAUGUUGUGCUUCAGACUGAUUUGAUGUUAUUUAUUAAUAUCAGGUACUUUAAUUAUGUAACUUUUAUUCUAGCUCCAAGAUGCCUGAGUCCUCUGAUCUAUGGUCUCAGGGAUGAUUUAUUUUUUCAGGCAGUCAGGUACUAUGCUCUCAGUGGCUUGUACAAGAAGCAGCUAUUAGGUUGA
Girardinichthys multiradiatus is the source of this 927-nucleotide messenger RNA. RefSeq names its product odorant receptor 131-2-like. NCBI's taxonomy places the organism in Eukaryota, Metazoa, Chordata, Actinopteri, Cyprinodontiformes, Goodeidae. The transcript has a single exon. Gene Ontology annotation, molecular function: G protein-coupled receptor activity. The record is from RefSeq and is a predicted model, not a curated record. Gene Ontology annotation, cellular component: membrane. Gene Ontology annotation, biological process: G protein-coupled receptor signaling pathway. The coding region runs from base 1 to 927 and encodes 308 amino acids.